Trichoderma virens Gv29-8 is the source of this 1578-nucleotide messenger RNA. RefSeq lists its product as uncharacterized. Bases 1 to 1578 code for a protein of 525 amino acids. The transcript is spliced from 6 exons. The record is from RefSeq and is a predicted model, not a curated record. Lineage: Eukaryota; Fungi; Ascomycota; Sordariomycetes; Hypocreales; Hypocreaceae. Gene Ontology annotation, molecular function: zinc ion binding; DNA binding; carboxy-lyase activity. Gene Ontology annotation, biological process: regulation of DNA-templated transcription; DNA-templated transcription.
AUGCCAGGAGGCGAAUCAACCGCAACAGAAAACAUACCGGCUGGGGACUUUGACCUGCUCCUCUUCCGGCGACGGCGCUUCCGUACUGCCAAAGCUUGUUAUCCAUGCCGCCGACGAAAAGUCAAGUGUGACCUUAAUCAGCCAUGCGGGACGUGCAUCAGUCGGGAGCAUCCCGAUUUGUGUGACUACACAACCAAUACCUUUGCUGGAGCGGAGUCGUCUACCUCCGAGCAGAGCCCGAGUGCUCGAGAGCAGCCUGAAGCUGCUCAUGUGAAUGAUGCUGCUUCGGAAAUAGCUCAGGGGUUUACCACGUUUCCUUUUACCAACCUAUGGAUGCCCAGCGAUGGCAUAGAAAAGGUGUAUAGUGCAUUGCCUGAAGACGAUGUUAUUCUAAAAUUAUUUCGAGAAUCUCUUUUCCAUCUCGAGCCUUCGAUUGUAAACGUUCGAAAUUUUGAAACUAUGCUCCUGGAGUUCCUCCGUAAGCGAAGAACCGUUCCAUCAAAUACGUACCCAGAACCUCUAUCCGAAAGUACAAUCUCGUGGUUUGGCCUUUUGUUCGGUAUAUUGUCAUGCGGUGCCCAACUUGCUGCAGUCGAGGGGGUAGAAGGAGCGCUGGAUACUACCAAAGCGUGGGUUUUCGCGUGCUGCUCCUUCCAGUGCUUGCGAUUUUGCAACUUUACCUCUUAUCCUAAUAUCGAGGUUGUCCAAGCCCUAAUCAUGCUGGUCAAUUAUUUGAGAAACCAGGGAGAUGCAGGGGCUUCGUGGUCGAUGUUGGGCUUAGCCAUACGUCUUGCCCAAACUCUUGGAAUUCAUUGCACUCCAGACCCAAACUCUAUCAGCAAUGCAAAGAAAAGAGAAGAGGCCAUUAUCAAAUCAUCCAUAUGGCGAUCUUUAAUCUGGCAGGACACUCUCGCCUCCCUCUGCUACGAUCGACCAUCCGGAAUUACUGUCCUAGAAUCGAUUCCAUCGACGACUGCAUCGCCCAGAUUCUAUUCAUUCUUUGAUAGCUGCCAUCAUUUAUUUGUGACAGCAAACAAGAUUGGUCAUUCUCUUACCCAGGCGAAAUUCUCUGGGCAACGACUGUCCAACGAAUCGAUUCUCGAUUUCAGAAAAGUUGUCAACAUCAUCGAAACUCGAUCGGUGCCACAUCUACAAGAUUUAUCUAAAUGCCAAUCCAAAAAUGAUUACGUUCAGCAUUACAUUUUCAGACUCUUCACAGAUUCUGUCAUGGUGUGUCUGUAUAGGCCAACCAUGACGGGCGACGAGACACAAGAUGACGACAUCACGGAUUAUUAUCUGAAUCGAUGCCGUUCGGCACUACAAACAUACAUGGAACUUCUUAGUUUGAACGCUCCUUUCCAGAGACUCUGGUUUUUCGUUCACAUCACAUUCAGUUGUGCUCUGAUCCUCGGCCAAGCUGCUUACACGCGCAAUGUUCCUUCCGAUAAGGCAUUUUUGAAGCGCUUUUUCAACAGCCUCUCUCAAAGUCGUACAUUUGUUAGCGUUCCAGUUUAUGAAAACGCCUGGAGGCUGCUUCAUGAGUUUUUGAUGGGGAAUGAUAAUAGCAUGGAGGAAUAG